Prunus armeniaca (apricot) is the source of this 3747-nucleotide messenger RNA. The record is from the annotation of a GenBank genome assembly. Lineage: Eukaryota; Viridiplantae; Streptophyta; Magnoliopsida; Rosales; Rosaceae.
AUGGCGGAGACCACGGAGGCAAAGACAUUGCCCGAGGCAGAUAAGAAGAAGGAGCAAAGCCUUCCCUUUUACCAGCUCUUCUCUUUCGCUGACAAGUAUGAUUGGCUUCUCAUGAUCUCCGGGAGCAUAGGAGCAAUCAUUCAUGGCUCAUCCAUGCCUGUCUUCUUCCUCUUGUUCGGUGAAAUGGUUAAUGGGUUUGGCAAAAACCAAAUGGAUUUGAAGAAAAUGACCGCAGAAGUAGCAAAGUAUGCUCUGUACUUCGUUUACCUUGGUCUCAUAGUAUGCUUCUCAUCCUAUGCAGAGAUUGCAUGCUGGAUGUACACUGGGGAAAGGCAAGUGAGCACACUGAGGAAGAAGUAUUUGGAGGCAGUGCUGAAACAAGACGUGGGUUUCUUUGAUACAGAUGCAAGAACUGGAGACAUAGUCUUCAGUGUCUCAACGGACACCCUUUUGGUCCAAGAUGCCAUUAGCGAGAAGGUGGGCAAUUUCAUACACUAUCUUUCAACAUUUCUGGCGGGGCUGGUGGUUGGUUUUGUAUCAGCAUGGAGGCUGGCGCUGCUGAGUGUGGCUGUGAUUCCAGGGAUUGCUUUUGCCGGGGGCUUAUAUGCCUAUACACUCACCGGCCUCACCUCCAAGAGCCGCGAGUCAUAUGCAAAUGCAGGGAUUAUGGCUGAGCAGGCCAUUGCACAAGUUAGGACAGUUUAUUCAUAUGUUGGUGAAAGCAAGGCCCUCAAUUCCUAUUCGGAUGCCAUACAGAACACCCUGCAGCUUGGUUACAAGGCUGGAAUGGCCAAAGGUCUGGGCCUAGGGUGUACCUAUGGCAUAGCUUGCAUGUCAUGGGCACUUGUUUUCUGGUAUGCCGGUGUGUUUAUCCGAAAUGGGCAGACUGAUGGUGGGAAAGCAUUCACAGCCAUUUUUUCAGCCAUUGUUGGUGGCAUGAGCUUGGGUCAGUCAUUUUCAAAUCUUGGGGCCUUUAGCAAAGGUAAAUCAGCUGGAUACAAAUUGAUGGAGAUUAUUAAGCAAAAGCCCACCAUAAUUCAAGAUCCCUUGGAUGGAAAGUGCUUGUCUGAUGUUAAUGGCAAUAUAGAAUUCAAGGAAGUAACCUUUAGCUACCCUUCAAGACCAGACGUUAUCAUCUUUCGGAAUUUCUCAAUCUUCUUCCCAGCUGGAAAGACUGUUGCUGUUGUUGGUGGUAGUGGUUCUGGGAAAAGCACUGUUGUCUCUCUGAUAGAAAGGUUCUAUGAUCCUAACCAGGGGCAGGUGUUGAUUGAUAGUGUGGACAUAAGAACACUGCAACUGAAAUGGUUACGUGAUCAGAUUGGCCUUGUUAACCAGGAGCCUGCACUUUUUGCAACUACUAUACUUGAGAACAUUCUCUAUGGAAAGCCUGAUGCAACAAUGGCUGAUGUAGAAGCUGCAGCCUCUGCAGCCAAUGCUCAUAGUUUCAUCACCUUGCUUCCCAAUGGGUACAACACUCAGGUUGGAGAGCGAGGAGUUCAACUAUCUGGUGGGCAAAAGCAGAGGAUUGCAAUUGCCAGAGCUAUGUUGAAAAACCCAAAGAUCCUCCUUCUGGAUGAGGCAACCAGCGCACUUGACGCAAGCUCAGAGAGCAUUGUUCAAGAAGCUCUAGACCGUCUCAUGGUUGGAAGAACAACUGUAGUUGUGGCACAUCGCCUUUCCACCAUAAGAAAUGUUGAUAGCAUUGCAGUCAUACAACAAGGGCAAGUUGUUGAGACAGGAACACAUGAAGAACUGAUUGCCAAAGCAGGUGCCUAUGCCUCAUUAAUUCGGUUUCAAGAAAUGGUCGGUAACAGAGACUUCAGGAAUCCAUCUACACGUUGUUCACGUUCGUCACGGCUGAGCCACUCAUUGUCAACAAAGUCUUUGAGCCUUCGGUCUGGCAGCUUAAGGAACCUAAGCUACCAGUACAGUACCGGUGCUGAUGGGCGGAUAGAGAUGAUUUCAAAUGCUGAAACAGACAGGAAAACUCGAGCUCCUGAUGGCUAUUUCUUCCGGCUUCUCAAGUUAAACGCUCCUGAAUGGCCCUAUUCAAUUAUGGGAGCUAUAGGAUCAGUACUGUCCGGGUUUAUUGGUCCAACAUUUGCUAUUGUAAUGAGCAAUAUGAUUGAGGUUUUCUACUAUAGAAAUCCUGCCUCCAUGGAAAGGAAGACAAAGGAGUAUGUUUUCAUUUACAUUGGAGCUGGCCUCUAUGCUGUGGCUGCAUAUUUGAUACAACAUUACUUCUUCAGUAUCAUGGGAGAGAACCUCACUACCAGAUUACUUCUUCUUCCUUCAGCAAUCUUGAGAAAUGAAGUUGGAUGGUUUGAUGAAGAGGAGCACAACUCUAGCCUUCUAGCAGCCCGAUUGGCCACAGAUGCUUCUGAUGUGAAGUCAGCAAUUGCUGAGAGGAUAUCUGUAAUAUUGCAGAACAUGACUUCACUCCUCACUUCAUUCAUAGUUGCUUUCAUAGUGGAAUGGAGGGUCUCUCUGCUCAUUUUAGCAACCUUUCCUCUUCUAGUGCUAGCCAACUUUGCUCAGCAACUUUCUUUGAAAGGGUUUGCUGGAGACACUGCCAAGGCUCAUGCAAAGACAAGCAUGAUUGCAGGGGAGGGAGUGAGCAAUAUCCGAACAGUUGCUGCCUUCAAUGCCCAAAACAAGAUUCUCUCUCUCUUCUGCCACGAGCUCCGUAUCCCUCAGCUUGGAAGCCUUCGCCGGAGCCAAACUGCUGGCCUUCUAUUUGGCCUCUCUCAGCUUGCAUUGUAUGCCUCUGAGGCUCUCAUUUUAUGGUAUGGUGCCCACCUUGUCAGCAAAGGUGUCUCAACCUUCUCCAAAGUAAUCAAGGUUUUUGUGGUCCUGGUUGUAACAGCUAAUUCAGUUGCUGAAACUGUUAGCCUUGCCCCUGAGAUUAUUAGGGGUGGUGAAGCUGUUGGUUCAGUCUUUUCAAUCCUUGAUCGUCAAACGAGGAUUGACCCGGAUGAUCCCGAGGCGGAGAUUGUUGAAACAAUUCGCGGUGAAAUUGAACUUAGACAUGUUGAUUUUGCCUAUCCAUCACGACCUGAUGUCAUGGUCUUUAAAGAUUUUAAUCUGAGAAUCCGCACUGGCCAAAGCCAAGCACUUGUUGGAGCUAGUGGUUCAGGAAAGAGUUCUGUGAUUGCAUUGAUUGAGAGGUUUUAUGAUCCCAUAGUUGGUAAAGUAAUGAUUGAUGGCAAAGACAUUCGACGUCUGAACUUGAAGUCUCUCCGGCUAAAAAUUGGUUUGGUACAACAAGAGCCAGCCUUGUUUGCAGCCAGCAUUUUCGAAAACAUUGCCUAUGGCAAAGAAGGGGCAACUGAAGCAGAAGUAAUCGAAGCAGCUCGUACUGCCAAUGUGCAUGGUUUUGUUAGUGGAUUGCCUGAUGGCUACAAAACCCCGGUUGGGGAGAGAGGGGUUCAGCUCUCAGGGGGACAGAAACAAAGAAUUGCAAUAGCAAGGGCUGUGCUCAAGGACCCAACAAUACUUUUGCUUGAUGAGGCCACAAGUGCACUUGAUGCUGAAUCAGAAUGUGUACUACAAGAAGCACUCGAGAGGCUUAUGAGGGGCCGCACCACCGUGCUGGUUGCCCACCGUUUAUCGACGAUCAGAGGGGUGGACAGCAUUGGUGUGGUUCAAGAUGGGCGCAUUGUGGAACAUGGUAGCCACUCGGAACUGGUGAGCCGCCCUGAUGGGGCUUAUUCUAGACUGCUGCAGCUACAGCAUCAUCAUAUAUGA